This is a messenger RNA of Ziziphus jujuba (common jujube), 1479 nucleotides long. RefSeq names its product stemmadenine O-acetyltransferase. The record is from RefSeq and is a predicted model, not a curated record. Bases 49 to 1479 code for a protein of 476 amino acids. Lineage: Eukaryota; Viridiplantae; Streptophyta; Magnoliopsida; Rosales; Rhamnaceae. The transcript has a single exon.
GGGAAAAGCUCCAUAGCCAUUUUCUUUCUCAAAAUACAAAGAAAAUCGAUGACGAUGAGGGACAUGAAGAUAGAGAUCAUUGGAAGUGUAACCAUAAAACCAUCAUCUCCAAUUCCUCAUAACCACAAAACCUUAAAGUUGUCUCUUUUUGAUCAGCUUGCUCCUCCAUCUUAUGUCCGAUUGAUACUUUUCUACUCCAUUAACAAUAAUGAUGUGAUCAAAACUACCACGGAUCAACAUCAUCAUCAAAUUACAAGCCAGAAGCUGAAGAAAUCUUUGUCUGAAUCCUUAACUCUCUUCUACCCAUUUUCCGGAAGAAUCAAAAGUAGCAUAUCAAUUGAAUUAGGUGAUGAUCAUGAAGAUGACAUUGGAGCCUAUUAUACCGAAGCUCGAAUCCAUUGCACUCUCUCAAGCUUCCUUGAACAACCUGAUAUAGAGGUGCUAAAACAUUUACAUCCAAUUGAUCAACCUCAUGAUCAUGAUCAUCAAUUUUCCAAAGAUGCUACAUCAAUUCCUUUGCUUCAAGUCCAAGUCAGUUUCUUCGAGCGUGGUGGGUUAGCAAUCGGUUUGAGCAUGUCACACAAGUUGACAGAUGCAGCAACUAUCAGCAAAUUCAUUAGUGUUUGGGCAGCAAUAGCUGUUGGAUAUGAAAUUCCACUUGUGGAUUUUGGUGCAGCUUCCUAUUUCCCUCCAAGAGAACAUAUCUCUGCCUUUCAACCCCCUAGCAUGAUUGUCAAAGGUCCAAAUAAGUGUGUUGUUAAAAGAAGGUAUGUGUUCGACGGGACAAAGAUCGAAGCUCUUAGGGAAAAAGCUAUAAGUCAAUCUGUGCAACGACCUAGCCGCGUUGAGGCUGUCACAGCACUCAUUUGGAGAUGUGCCAUGGCUGCAGCAUGGAAGAAAUCAACAACAUCACUAAACCAAAAAGAUGCAGGGGAUUCUUCGAAGAAGAAGAAGUCGAUAAUUAUCCAUCUCGUUAACAUACGCAAAAGGGUCAAGACACCCUUUUUGGAAAACACUAUGGGAAAUCUUGUGCAACAAUUUGCUGUAAUGACAGAUGAGAGUCAAAUGGAGCUGCAAGAUUUGGUUGCUCAGCUCAGGAAAGGUAAUAUAGAAUUUGGUGAAAAUAUAGAUAAGCUACUUGAAGGAGACAGAUUGCUCGAAAUGAUUGAUCAAUAUAGGAAAGAGAAAGAAAAGAAAAGUGGUACUAGAGAUGUAGAUGGUGAGGAGAUGAUGAAGCUGUAUUCUUGCAGCAGUUGGUGCAGGUUUGGAUUAUAUGAUAUUGCUGACUUUGGUUGGGAGAAGCCAAUUUGGAUUAGUAAUACUGGUAGUACCAAAAACAAUUUUUUCUCGCUGAUGGAUACCAAAGGAGGUGAUGGGAUAGAGGCUUUGAUCACUCUAAGUGAAGAAGAAAUGGAAUUAUUUGAGAAAGAUCCUGAAUUUCUUGCGUUUGCUUCGUCAAAUCCAAGAGUGUUGUUAUAA